Rattus rattus (black rat) is the source of this 9884-nucleotide messenger RNA. RefSeq names its product ALMS1 centrosome and basal body associated protein (gene Alms1). The record is from RefSeq and is a predicted model, not a curated record. The coding region runs from base 57 to 9779 and encodes 3240 amino acids. NCBI's taxonomy places the organism in Eukaryota, Metazoa, Chordata, Mammalia, Rodentia, Muridae. Gene Ontology annotation, cellular component: centrosome; centriole; cytosol. Gene Ontology annotation, biological process: regulation of centriole replication. The transcript has 23 exons.
UCCUCUCCCCUCCCCCUCUCCUCCUCUUCCACAGACGCUUGGAGCGCGACGCCAACAUGGAGCCGGAGGACCUGCCAUGGCCUGAGGAGCUGGAAGAGGAGGAAGAGGAGGAGGAAGAGGAAGGGAAGGAGGAGGCGGAGAAUGCAUCAGCGGCGGCGACCGAGGAGGCCCGGACCUCUGAGGAGACUGGGAGACUGGAAGAGGAAGAGUUGGAAGGGGCGGGUCCGGAGGUGGACUUGGAUUUUAACAGCGAGUCCCAGCUGCAAGAGAGCACAGACGAAGAGGAGGACGAGCUGGCUAAAGCCUGGCUGCAGGCUCACCCUGACCGUCCUGGCCAAGGUUUCUCUCUGACCCCGCCUCCGACUCCGCCUCCGUCCUCCCGGCACCUAUACAGGCCGGUAGAGCACUGGGGCAAGAGGGAGGUUAUUCCACUGACUUACCGUGCAUGGCAGCAGACAUCAUACCAAGAUAAUGCUAGAGCCCAGUUUUCCAACUCCAGUACAUUGUUAUUGGAGCCAGAAUUUCAGUGGGACCCUGAGGAGGUUCAGAGAACAGAGUCUUGGCAUCAUCUUCCUCAAGAAAGGGAUUCUUUCCAAACCUUGAAUAUAUCCCAGACUGGGAUCGACAGAGUAGAAGGAGCAGAAGUAAAAGACUUGCCCUCGCAGGAGGGAGGUGAAUCGGUUCAGGCACAGUGUCCAGUAAAGGAACCAAAGCUGGAUCUCUUGUGUUCUCCAUUGCUAGUGAUACAGGAUGACUUUGCUGCUCCUGAUUUGCCCUUGCUGACAUGUAUGACCCAAGACCAGGAGUUUGAACCUGAUUCCUUGUUUCAACAAAGUGAACUGGAAUUUGCACCUUUGAGAGGGAUUCCUGAAGAUAUUGAAUGGUUUGCUCGACCGUCAGAAGUUAGUGAAGCUUUAAUCCAGGCCACCUCAGAAUCAUCUUCAGACUUAGUUAACAGUUGCUUUAGUAUAUCUCAGCAUCCACUCACAGAGGGCCUGCAGGGGAAGGCUAAAUCUGAUGUCCUUACUCUGUUUGGUGAUGCUAAAUACGCCAGCAUAUAUGAAAAUGCUGGUGCACACAGUGAAAGAAUUGCCGAAUUGCAAAGAGAGGUAGACUGUUCUAAUCUGAGCAUUACCCAGGCUUUUCCAUCUUCCUUGCCUUCAUUUGUUCCUCAAGAACCGACCAUUGAGUCAGAAUAUCAUUCCUCCAAUCUCAGAAUGUUGAGAGUAUCUCCUGAUACUCUGCUGACAACUCUUACACAGACAACAGGAUCUGUUGACCAGAAGAUUGGAGCAGAUGUAAUCUCUUCUACUUACUCACAUGGAGUACAGCCUGGCAGCUUUCCCCAAGAAGAGUUGCCAGAUAGGCAUCCAACCGAAGAGAUUCGGAAAGUGUCACCUGCUCCUAGGCCAGCUGGCCAGAAGCCUGAGAUGCCAACAGUACCAUCUAGUUCUUACUCUAAGGGAAUAAAAUCUGUUGUCUAUCGAUAUCCGAUGUCAUACAGUCCUCAAGGCAAAGAGCCUCCAAAUGUUUCAUCUGUUUCUGGAUCAGCUGAGAAUGCCCUGCCCCUAACAGUAACCUCUGUUUCCCAGCCACAGAGAGAGACAGCUAAAGCUUUCUACCAGCAAACAUUAUCAGACAGUCUUCUAACUGCAGAAACAUUGCCAGUUUCUGUUAUUCCUGAAUCAGGUGACCAGAAGACUCAUUUGCCAUCAGGGUUCUUUCUCUCAUAUUCUCACAGAGGAGAGGACCUGCCUGAAGAUGUAGUGAAAGUUUCCACUGAUUCUGGAUCUGUUGACAAGAAGGCUGACAUUCCAACAGUGUCCUCUAGUACCUACCAGCACAAAACAAAACCUGGUAUUAUUUACUACCAAGAGUUGGCAGACAGCCAUGUACCUAUAGGGACUAGAAAGGUUGUAUCUCAGUCAGGAGAAGCUGGCCAGAAGACUGAUCUAUCAGCAGUGCCCUCUACUUCCUCUUCACAGCCCGAGAAGCCUGUUCCCCCCUCCCUGCUAACUUUACUAGAUAGUCAUCUACCUGAAGAUGUUUUCAAAGCUUCUUAUAUUUGUAAGUCAUCUGAAGAGCCAUCUGGAAUAACAGCUCUGACCUCUGUUUCCUACUCAUAUAAAGGGAGACCCAAUAUUUCUCAUCAAGAGAAGUUUCCAGACAGUUACCUAAUUGAAGAGGCCCAGAAAAUCUUGGGUUCAACUGUAACAGUAGACCAGAAGACAGUGACAGCAAAAGAAAAGCCUAGUGUUUUCUACCAACAGGUCUUGCCAGAAGGUGAUCUAUCUGCAGAGGAUCUGCAAGUUGACCAGAACAUUGCUAUACCAAUGGUAACUUCUGCUUCCUUCUCACAAAGAGAAAAACCUCAGGAUUUCUACCAAGAGGCGCUCUCAGGUGGUCAUUUGCCUGGAGAGCCUCCUGGACCGCCCGACACUGAGGCACCAACAAUAUCGCCUAGUUCCUACUUCCCUGGAGAAGAGUCCAUUAUUUUUUACCAAGCUGGCUUUCCAGGUAACACUCCAUCUGUAGUGCCUUUCAAAGUUCCAAGGAUUUCUGAAUUAGCUGAACAGAAGACUAACAUAACAACAGGACCAUCAGGUUCCUACUCAGUUGGAGAGAAGUCCAUUAUUUUCUACCAUCAGGCCUUGCCAGAUGGUCAUCUUUCUAAAGAAGCUUCUCCUGCACCAGCUGACCUGAAGACUGGGGAGCCACCAGUAUAUUCGGCUUCCUGUUCUGUUGAGGUAAAGCCCAUUAUUUUCUACCAGCAGCCUCUGUCAGAUAGUCCCCUAACUAAAGGUCACAACGUUUCAGUUGUUCCUGGACCAACUGACCAGAAGACUGGUAUACCAGCAGUGCCUUCUACUUCACAGUCAUAUAUAGAGAGGCGUUCUGUUUCUUACCAGCAAGAGUUUCCAAAUGUUAGUGAAAAAGCUUUGAAAGUUCUAGGUGGUGUUAGAUCCACUGAACAGAAAACUGAAAUACCAGUAGUGUCUUCUGCUCUCUUACACACAGAGGUACCUAUUAUUUCUUCCCAAGAGGAUUUGCCAAAUCUUACUGAAGAAGCUUUGCAAAUUUUAGGUGUUGCUGAAGAAGUUCCUUCUGUCCCUUCACGUGAUAAGACACGUCUCAUCUCUUACCAGAAGAAGUUACCAGAUGGUACUGAAGUAUCUUUGAAAUCAGUAGGCUUUGGCUCUACUGAUCAGAAGACUGGGGCACACAUAAUCUCCUCCUCAAGAAGAGAGAAGUCCAGUGGUUUUCAUCAGCAGGAGUUGCCAAAUACUUGUGGGGAUGCAUUAGGUACUUUUCAUCCUGAACCAGUUGCCCAGAAGGUCGGAAAACCAACAGAACCUUCCAACAUACAGGGAAAGGCCAGUGCUUUGUCUCCACAGCAGUUGCCGGCCAGCCAUCUUACAGUAGAGGCUCUGAAGGUGUCAGACGGUUCUGCCUGUGUGGCACAGACGCCUGGGGCACCAGCAGGACCAUCCAUUUUCUACUUCCAUAAAGAAAGGUUCAGUAAUUAUCAAAAGGCCUCACCAGAUUGUGAUCUAACUGAAAAUUCUUUGAAGUCUUCAACUGUUCCUGGAUUGUCUGAUCAGAAAAAGAGACCUCCAGUCUCAUCUGGUUCCUGUUCACACAAAGAGAAACACAAGAUUUCGGCUGCAGAUUUGCCGGAUGCCCAGGCGGCUGAGCUGCCAACAGUUAUUCAGAGAUCCUGCUUACACAGAGAAAAGCUGGCAAUUUCAACUGUGAUCAAACCAGAUGACCCAAAGAUUCCAUUACCAACAACUUGUCAUGCCUCCUGUGCUCAAAAAGUAAAACCUGUUAUUUUUGUUCAAAAACAGUUAUCAGGUAGAGAUCAAAGUGAAGAUAUUCCGAAGAUUUCAACUGUCUCUGAGCCAACUGUUGCAAACACAGGUGCACCAGUACUUCUGUCUAGUUCUUACCCAUACAGAGAGAAGUCAGAUUUCUCUUCCCCAAAGGAACCGCCAGAUAGACAUCCAGCUAAAGUUGACAUGCAGGCUUCAAGCAGUCUUGGACAAGCUGACCAGAUUUCUAGGUUACCUACAGUUCCUCCUGGUACUUAUUCACACAGUGAAAAGUACCAGCUUAUCUCAGAGCAUGUACAAGAACUGAUCGAUAAUUUGAAUUCUUCUGAGUCUUGUCUCAAUGCAGACAUUAUGAUGCCUUCAGAUUCACAAAUUGAUGAUGGAGUUAUCAUAUGUAAGCCAGAAUCUUCACGUUUUGCCAGUGUUGACUGUGAGGAAAUCCAGGAUAAAGAUCAUGGUUCCAAAACUCUUAAAGAAAUUCAGACUCUCUUAAUGGAAGCAGAAAAUAUGGCACUGAAACGAUGCAAUUUCUCUGUUCCCUUAGUUCCUUUCAGAGAUGUUAGUGAUGUUUCAUUUGUACAAUCAAAGAAGGUGGUUUGCUUCAAAGAACCCCCCACAUCUGAUGUUUGUAUCCAGAAGGACUCAUUUGCAGAGGAAGUCCCACACACUAAGUAUGUACAGAAGGACAUUGGUACACAGACGAACCUUAAGUACCAGAGGAAUGUUAGAAAUUGGGAAUUUAUUAGUUCAGCUACCUUUAGAAGUCCUCUACAUGAAGCAAAUGGCACAGCUCGAGUGGCAUUUGAUGAAAAUUUCAGGCAAUAUAGAGCUACCAGGUCUGUAAUGAGGUCUGAACCUGAAGACUGCAGCACAGGCAUUGGGGAUAAAAUUAUUAUCCCUAUGAUGACAAUCAUAAAGAGUGACUCGAGUAGUGAUGUAAGUGAUGGUUGCUGCUCAUGGGACAAUAAUUUACCAGAGUCUUUGGAAUCUGUUUCUGAUGUUUUUCUAAACUUCUUUCCGUAUACUUCACCCAAGACAAGCAUAACAGAUAGCCGAGAAGAGGAGGGCUUGUCAGAGAGUGAAGAUGGCUAUGGUAGUGCAGAUUCAUUGGCUGCACAUGUGAAGUACCUUCUGCAGUGUGAAUCCUCACUGAAUCAAGCCAAACAGAUACUUAAGAAUGCAGAAGAGGAGGAAUAUCGAGUCCGAACCCAAGCCUGGAAUCUAAAGUUCAAUUUAGGACGUGACUAUGGAUACCCCGUUUCAGAGUUAAAUGAAGAUGACAGGAGGAAAGUAGAAGAGAUAAAGGCAAAGUUGUUUGGUCAUGGAAGAACAACGCACGUGUCUGAGGUCUUACAGAGUCCACGAGGAAUAGGAUGUUUGCCUGAAGCUGUAUGUGGUCACAUUAUUAUUGAGAGCCAUGAGAAAGGAUGUUACAGGAAUCUUACUGCUGAACAACCACGACCAGACAGCUGCCAUUGUGUUUUUCGAUCUGUUGAUCCUUCAGACUUGAUUAGAGGACAUCGGAGCCCAUCAUCAUGGAGAGGCAGGCACAUCAACCUUUCCAGAUCGAUAGAUCAGAGCAAUCCCCAUUUCGAAAUAGGGAAUUCCUUUCAGUUACAGAGUCAUUCCCCAUUUGAAAAACUUGUACCUGAUGACAUCAAAAUUAGCAAGGGUGUUGGAAUGCCAUUCCAUGAACACAUGGAUCCCCAGCCAUCAGAAUUAAUAGAACCUACUUGUGUGCCAGCUAAAGAAACGGAUUUUUCUUCCUCUUCUGAAAUACUGCCCUCUGAACCCAAGAAGCAGUUCACCACUUCCAUCACUUUUUCUUCUCACCAACACUCUAAGUGCAUUUCUGAUUCCUCUGGUUUUAAGGUUGAUGUUACUGCAGGUAGCCAGUGUACUGGGCCAUCUUUAGGGGUGUUUAAGCCUCAUAUCCCUGAAGAGCAGAUUUCUCCUAGAGAUCUUAAACAGAAAAUCUCUUCCCCUUCAUCACUUCAAAGGCAUAGUUACACACCAGUGACUAUUUUAGUUGACAGUAGUAGGCAAAGACAAAAAUUACCUGUUGAUUUUGAGCAUUCUAAUCAAAAAGGAAAACUCUUACAAAGAUCAGCUUUUAAUUUUAGCCAUUCUGAACCCAGUGUCAGUACAAAUGUUAGUUUCAAGGGAGUUCAAUUUUCUGGUAACGAUACCAUUGUUAGGCAGGACAAAUUAAUUUCCACAGUUGAGGUAAAAGAGAAGAAUGUAACUUUAACUCCUGAUCUUCCUUCUUGCAUUUUUCUUGAGCAAGGAGAAGAAAGCCACACCCCACACACAGAUCUUCAUAUGAGGAAGUGCCCUUCUCCCUCUCGUCUAGACAUUGCUUCUUGCAUUUUUCUUGAGCAGCACAAAUUCUUUGAGCAAAGCCAAGGCCAGCAUGUAGAUGAUCAUGAAAUGAGAGAAGACUACUCUCUCUUCCCUAAGUGCCAGGGUUACAUAGCUGCAGACCCUUCUGACUUUCCUGAUCAGCAGCAAUGCAAACCUCCAGGUGUUUUCUCAGGCCACGUGAGAAAACAGCACUAUCCUCUUUCUCCAGUUCAGGAUUGUGAGGUAGAAGAGGUUCAGUGUAUACCCCAAUCAUACUUUUCUAAUAUGGUAAAUGUUGAAGCCAAGGUCAGUGAUAUGGUCUUCCCUGACGCCCCUGACCACUUUACAGCAGCAUCUACUCCACCUUCAAGUAGAAAAGCACUUUCAUGUGUUCGCAUAACUCUUUGUCCCAAGACUCCUUCCAAGUUGGAUAGUGGAACCUUAGAUGAAAGGUUUCAUUCAUUGGAUCCUGCUUCUAAAACAAGGAUUAAUAGUGAGUUUAACUCUGAUCUUCGAAUUAUAUCUUCAAGGUCAUUGGAACCAACCUCCAAAUUACUGACCUGUAAACCAGUAGCACAGGAUCAAGAAUCUUUAGUUUUUCUAGGACCUAAAUCUCCACUGGACUUGCAAGUCGCAGAGUCUUCUCUUCCAGAUAGUAAGACUAUUUCUCAGGACUUGAAAACCACACCUCCUCAGAAUAGCCAGAUAGUAACCUCAAGGCAAACACAAGUGAACAUUUCAGAUUUGGAAGAAUAUUCCAAACCAGAGGGGACUCCAGUACCUGCAGAUGGUUCACAAGAACAGAGUAAGGCUCCCUUUACUACAUCCUCUGGAAUGUUAUCAUCUGAUGCAGUCACUCAGGUAACAACAGAAAGUCCAGAAAAUAUGACAUUUUCAUCUGAAAUUUUUAUUAAUGCUGAUGAUCGUGGACAGGACAUUCCAUACCCCACGACCCAAAAUCCGUCCAGGUUUGCCUCCUCUUCCUCAGGGCAGCAAAUCACAGCUUCUCAGGGCAAAGACGCCCAGCCUGUGUUGUUGCCAUAUAAGCCAUCUGGUAGUUCGAAGAUGUACUAUGUUCCACUGUUAAAACCAGUUCCGUCAUAUCUGGAUUCCAAAUCAGAUACUACUGUUGAGAGCUCACAUUCAGGCUCCAAUGAUGCUAUUGCCCCAGACUUUCCACCUCAAGUGCUAGGCACAAGAGAUGAUGACCUCUCCACCACUGUAAACAUUAAGCACAAAGAAGGGAUCUAUAGCAAGAAGGCUGCAUCAAAGGGGAAACAACCCUCUCAGAAAGGUAAUGCAGAGGCCCCAGUUCAAAUGCCUGUAACUUGGGAUAAGAAUGUCUAUAAGGAAAACCAAGACAAGAUCAUCAGUAGAAGAGUUGUGAUCGAGACGGCAGGACCUGAAGAAAUGCCAUCCCAGGAGAAGAAGGACCUUGCAGGGUCCAGUGAUAUCACUGUGCAAGACAGAAAAACUGGAAAUCUGCCAGACGCUAAAUCCAUUAAACAGAAGGAAGGAUCCUUAGAGAUAGAACCUGAAUGUCACUCCGAAUUUGCAAACACCACUCACUCUGUCUUCAGGUCAGCCAGCUUUUACUUCCACCACCCAGUGCACCUGCCCCAAGAGCAGGAUCUCUGCCACGAGUCUUCGGGAAGGAAUGUUCUCACGCAGCAUUCUUGGAGGGAUCUCUUUCACUCUCAUUCAGGGCACAGCGGCCUCCCGCCCCCUGGCCCAAGGUCAGACAACACCGAGAUGGAGUGCACCAGAGUUAAGAGCCUCAGCAUGGAUUUGAAUUUGGGGGGCCAUGAGAAGAUACAUACUAUCAAGAAUCAGGCCAGAGACACAAAAGACAAAAGACAGGCAAAUGACCCAAAAAAGGAUCAGAAGGUCACCCCAGAACUAACAAGUCAGUGCCCCAUGAGUUUGAAUGAACUGUGGAACAAGUACCAGGAGCGACAGAAGCAGCAGAAACCGUCUGGCGCUUGUGAUAACAAAGAGCUCUCCUUGGUGGAACGGCUUGAUCGUUUGGCUAAACUGCUUCAGAAUCCCAUCACACAUUCACUCCAGGCCUCAGAAAGUACUCAAGAUGACCGCAGACGGGGACGUGGAGCCAGGGGGUGGACUGGGAGGAGGCAACAUCAACAGAAAGGCAAGCAGCAGAGGAAGUGGAGUAAGAGCUUAGAGAGGGGUCACAGUACAGGUGACUUUAGGAAAAGCAAAGUGCUUUCUCCUCAUGAAGGUGGGAAAUCCAGUCAGCUUAAUAUUGAGAAGAUUAAACUAGAUAAGUACAUCCUGAGAAAGCAGCCAGAUUUUAAUAAUGUCAGCAAUACCUCCUUGGAUUCUAGACCCUCAGAGGAAAGUGAGCUCCUCACAGAUAGUUCCAACCUUUUUUCCAGCACUGAGUCUCCUGUGGAGUCAGAUGUAUUGACCCACACUGGUAGGGACAUGCCUUUAAAUGAGAGGAGUAGCUCCAUUUCUACCGUUGACACAGCCCGGCUGAUCCAAGCCUUUGGCCACGAUAGACUGUAUUUGUCACCCAGGCAAAUUAAAUUAUACAGUAGUGUCACUAAUCAACGGAGGAAACAUCUGGAGAAGCCAUGCAAGCACAAGAAGAAGGCAUUGAACACAGCCUGCCCCCAAAUGCCUUCUGAGCACACCAGAAGGAGGCACGUCCAGGUGGCAAACCGUAUGAUGUCUUCUGACUCUGUUUCAUCUGCUGGUAGUUGUUUGAGCUUGGACUCUACUCUGUCCAAUGAGGAAAAUGUGCACAUGUUGAACAAGGGUGUACAAGCUGGUAACUUGGAGAUUGUGACUGGUGCCAAAAAAUACACUCAGGAUGUUGGAGUGACUUUCCCAACUCCCAGUUCUAGUGAGGCCAGAUUGGAAGAGGACAGUGAUAUGACUUCUUGGUCAGAAGAAAAAGCCAAAGAGAAAAAGUUCCUUUCCAACUAUCUGCGGGGCAAAAACUUAAGGAAAAACAAGCCAAAUCCCUGUGAAGGAGUCUCAUGGUUUGUUCCUGUGGAAAACAGAAAGUCUGAAUCUAAGAAGGAAAACCUGCCCAAGAUUUACAGACCUGCUAUCUCCUGGUUUGAACCAGUAACCCAAACCAAACCCUGGAGGGAGCCACUGAGGGAACAAAACUGGCAGGCACAAUGCAUGAACAGUCGUGGGUCCCUGGGAGGCCCAGGCAGGGAUAGUGGCCAGAGUUUUCUUCAGCCAUUUGUGAGAGCAACCCUGCAGGAAUCACUUCAGCUUCACAGACCUGAUUUCAUCUCCCGCUCUGGGGAACGGAUAAAACGUCUGAAGCUACUAGUCCAGGAGAGGAAGCUACAGAACCUGUUCCAGAAUGAGCGAGAGGCUCUGUUCAACACUGCGAGGCCCCUGCCCAGGAGAGUCCUCCUGGCAGUCCAGAAGAACAAGCCUAUUGGGAAGACGGAAAUGAUUCAGAGGACCAGACGGUUUUAUGAGCAGCUUCCAGAAGUGAAGAAGAAGAGAGAAGAGGAGAAGAGAAAGUCAGAAUAUACAUCCAACCGGCUACGAGCUCAGCACUAUAAAAUGAAAGUGACCAAUCAUCUCCUGGGGAGAAAAGUGCCUUGGGACUGACAUAAGACUACUUCAGAGCCUAGGAAUACUUUUUUUUAUGAGCCCAAAGAAGUUAAUUUAUACUUUAAUGGUGUGAUUUAAUAAAGCGGUGUCUUUGUCUGUGUG